Condylostylus longicornis is the source of this 1615-nucleotide messenger RNA. RefSeq lists its product as uncharacterized. The record is from RefSeq and is a predicted model, not a curated record. Gene Ontology annotation, cellular component: nucleus. Gene Ontology annotation, biological process: regulation of transcription by RNA polymerase II. The coding region runs from base 35 to 1552 and encodes 505 amino acids. Gene Ontology annotation, molecular function: RNA polymerase II cis-regulatory region sequence-specific DNA binding; DNA-binding transcription factor activity, RNA polymerase II-specific. Lineage: Eukaryota; Metazoa; Arthropoda; Insecta; Diptera; Dolichopodidae. The transcript is spliced from 3 exons.
UAACAGUCAUAGUCAAUAAGUUUGUGCAUUUUGUAUGAAAAUUACUCUUUUUAAAAUAUUUUACUGUUUGCUAUUGUUAGUGAAAGGUACGAUUGAGAGUUUUGCGGCAAUUUUACAACAGACCGCACAAUACAUAUUGGAUUUGGAAAGUGAGAAAACUCAGCUGUUAUCACAAAACAGUCAACUAAAACGACAGCAUUGUCAACAUGAAGGUUGUACUAAUACACCAAAAUCAGAUAAUUCUACUGGAAAUGCAACAGGAAUUAAUAGUAUUGGACCAGAAACUGUAACAGCGUUGAAAAAACGUAAAUUAACUGAUAGUGUUAUAUCGAUGCAAGCAAUUUCUGAUUCAUCUGAUGAAGGAUUGGGUUCAAUGUCGCCUGAACCAGUUACCUUGAUAACGGCUUCUGGUGUACAAAUUCAAACUAAUAAGCCCGUUUCUGCCACUAAUGCAGCUACAGCAUACAUCAGUAGUACAGCAAAAGAAGUUAAUGAAUUAAAAGUUCGUUUGGAAAAUGAGCGUAAACGUCGACGUUUAACUGAAGAACGUGUUCGAAUUUUGGAAAAGAAAUUACAUUUAUUUGGACAAGAUAGACAAGUACAACAUCAACAUCAUUACAGUAUUCAACGUGAAGUUAUUGAACAUACUGAUAAUAUACGUGAGGAAGACUAUGAGCAGCACAUAAUACAUCAACCAAUUUAUACAGAACAAGAGGAAAUAAAGAUUGAUCCAACUAAGCUACAAGUUGUUGAAUUAAAUGAUAUUCCAAAUGUUGGUCAAACUCAAGUCGUUAUUUGUUCACAAAUGGAAGAUAUGCAGGACGAUGAAGCAGCUGAGAUAAUUACAGCUGAUAUACAAAACAUACGCGAAGAGGUUAUUAUGACUGAUGAAAAUACAGAAAUUUUGGAAGUUCCAUCACGUUUACAGCCAAUUUUAGAAGCUGCAAUUAAAGCUGAACCAAAAGUUGAAGUUGAGCGUAUUAACGCAACCUUGACUAAGCGCAAUGAUGAUGGGAAACGUAUGUAUUUAACAAGUACAUCAAGGCAGAAUUUAGAAACAAUUGUUGAAGCAAUUAGGCAUUUGGAGGGUGAUCAUUUAUUUGCUGACAGUUCGCAAAUCGAACAAGAACAACUUAAAAAAUCCCCACAGGAGACACCACUUGCAUUAACGACAUCAGUUAAACAACAUCAAAUUCAAACGCAAGCACAGCAACAGCAACAACCCCAAAUUCAUCAAGUUCAUACACAAGCAUUAACGACUCAACAACAGAGAAAGCUUACAAGUGAUUUGAGUCCGUUCCUACAAUUGAAAGCAAAAACAGCGAAUGUAACCAUAGUUGGUAAAACAGCAAGUAGCAUAAACAAUAGUAGUAUAAGCCAGAGUAGUUUAAGUAAUCCCACCAGUAGUACACUAUCUGGAAAUAGUUCCGGUACAAUCACAUUAAAGCAACAUCCAACGACGACGCAGUCGCAGAUCGCACCUUCAACAAUAAUUACAACACAAUUGAAACAAUGUCGACCUGGUGUUAUUGUUGCCAAACAAGUCUCUUGAUUUAAUAAAUUAAAUAACAAACACAUAGUAUCAUCAUUAUCAUCAAAUCCAGUUCAAAACUCG